Molecule: messenger RNA, 719 nt
Organism: Triticum dicoccoides
Lineage: Eukaryota; Viridiplantae; Streptophyta; Magnoliopsida; Poales; Poaceae
Exons: 1
Coding region: 345-626 (93 amino acids)
Source: RefSeq, a predicted model, not a curated record
CUAGCUUAUUAUAGAAUGCACAAUUAACUCGCCACCAUUCUCUCUUGACCUCUCCUUCCAUUUUGGCCACCUUCCUUUGGUUUGAGCGCUCCGCCAUUCCCCCGUCGCUGCUCCUCUUGCAUUCCUCGAUCCACAAAAGGGCGAACAGCAUAACAGAUCAGAACUUUUUUGGCACAUUUUUUAUGUUCUUGGUCCACGAACAAGAAGGCAACAAGGCGAGGAUCGGAGGCCACUGGCGAUGCACGCCGCCCUCUUCUUCUUGCUCUCCUUGACCAGCGCCUCCGCGUCCGUCCUCGCCGCCCUCGCGUCUUCCUAAGCUCCGCUCCACCGGCGACGAUUGGUCGAUGGCGCCGCCCCAGGAGGGGGAUCAGUGCGGGAGCCCGGCCGGCAGCGUGUUGAUCUGGGUGGUGACGGUGCUGCUGCUCCUCGCCGUGCUUGGCGGCGGCGGGUGCCUCGUGGCCUACGUCAUGCUGCCGCCGAGCGAGGCGCCCGGAUGGAUCCCCUGCGUCGGCCUGGGCCUCGUGGCGCUCCCCUGGGCGUUCUGGCUCGCCACCGUCGCCUACCGGUGCGUCACGGCGCGCUCGGCCGACCGCGCCGUGGCGCCCGCGGCCGCCGCCGGCAGCUAAUUGUAAUUGGGCUCUUUCAUUACUGAAGAGUAGGUAACCAUUGUGGAUGUUAGUAUCGAAUCUGUUGUCAGUAAAAAUGCAUUUAGCAAGGAG